UCCAAAAGUAGAAUUGUGCUGCGGACUGUAGAAUGUGGGAAUUUUUUUUACCAUUAGUAAGUAUGGUUUAAACAAAAACAAGUCGUCGUUAGCUGAGGAAAACUACUGUCCAAGAUGUCUAGUCAUGCUAAGAUGAAGAAGAAGAAGAAGUUCAGGGUUAUGAGCCAGAAAGUUAAAGUCUUUCGCUCCAAAAAUCCGCUUCUCAGUGUUUUGAUGUGGGGAGUCAGUCAUUCGAUCAACGAACUCUCGCAUGUGAAUAAUCCAGCCAUGCUAAUGCCAGACGACUUUAAAGCGUUCACAAAACUUCGCGUGGACAAUCACCUCUUCAACAAAGAAAAUUUUCCAAGCCAUUUCAAGUUCAAAGAAUACUGUCCUUUAGUCUUCAGACAGCUUCGGGAACGUUUUGGUAUUGAUGACAGCCAUUAUGCCGCUUCCUUUCAGAGUCCUCCCUUAGUCAUGCCCUCACCUGGUCGAAGUGGUGCCAAAUUCUUUAUUUCCAAAGACAAAAGGUUCUAUGUGAAAACAAUAGAGAGUGAAGAUAUUGAAAGACUUCACAACAUUCUUCCACAGUACCAUCAUUAUAUUGUUGAGAAACAUGCCAAAACACUGUUGCCCCAGUACUUGGCUGUGUACCGGAUCACAGUGGAUAACAAGGAGACCUACCUUUUAGUAAUGAAGAGUGUGUUUAGUUCUAAGUUUAAAAUUCACAAGAAGUAUGACUUAAAAGGUUCUACAGUUGACAGACAAGCAAGUACUAAAGAAAAGACAAAAGAAAAUCCUACAUUCAAGGACAAUGAUUUCACAAAAGAUAAUGCAAAACUUCGUAUUGGGGAUGAAGUGAAGAAAGACUUACUACAAAGAGUCAAGGAUGAUGUUGAGUUUUUGACAAGUCUUAACAUCAUGGACUAUAGCUUGCUGGUAGGAAUUCAUGAUGCUGAUCUUGCGGAGGCAGGAAAUGAUGUGGAUGAUUUUCUGGGGGGUGUAGACAGUAAUGAAGAUAGCGAGCCAGAGUCUCCUCGUGAAGGUGACUCACCCCAGGAAUCUGACUCCCCGGGUGAGGCAGAGAUGCUGUACUCUGAUACACCUCCAACAACUCCUCCUGCUAACUGUGAUGAUCACAGAGAGAGAAAUAUCAGCUAUGGAAGCACUGAUCUUGAUAUGAGAGAGGAUGAGGAUGACACAGAGGGCUUUCAAAGUGUAGAUGAAAACAGACGCGAGUGUUAUUACCUUGGUAUCAUAGAUGUGCUAACAUUUUAUGGUGCUGGAAAAAAGGCUGCUCAUGCUGCGAAAACUGUUAAACAUGGGAUUGCUGCAGUUCAGUGGCGAGCUAGUGUGAGGCAAAUGAGGGCAAAUGGCGAGCAACGUGAAAACUUCUGGCUAACAUCUCCUAGGGCAGGAGCAGAAAUUUCUACAAUAAAACCGGAAAAUUAUGCAAGGAGAUUCCUGGAGUUAAUGGAGAGAAUAUUCGAAUAGAUGUAUUAAGAGUAAUUUUUAAGCAAAAAUAUGCAGUACGUACACAAAUGUACAAUCAACUAGUCAAUCACUAGCAUUGUCAACCCUUUGAAAUCCAAAGCUCCAAAAUGUAAAAAUUAAAUUUAAUUGUUAUUUUUAAUUUUAUGACUUAUCACAGUUGCAAAUAUUAAUUUUCAUAUUCAGAUUACAUCUAUUAUUUUGUUGUUUUUCUUUUGACACCUUUAAAAUUGUUAACUAAAACAAUCCUUUCAUAAUGUAGUUGGGAGGGGGUUUAUUAUAUUUUCUAGCUGUUAUUUGACCCCUUCUGUAACAACUGGUUUUAGCAUUGGCAUUUUCACUUAGUUAGAAGUAGAUUGUUAAUAAAAUCAUUACUUUUAUCUGCUAGGAAAAAUUUUAUCUCGGUCAGAAGUAGUUGUUCUACUAAAUGCAAAGAAUGGUGAAUAAUUUUUUUCAUGUGACACAUAUGAGUUAACAUACUCUUGCCAAAAUGUUUUAAGGAUUGCGUUAGUUUUCUUAAUUUAUUCACCUAUGGAGGUUAUAUUGUUUUGAUCCAAUGAUGAAACAAUCUGUUUUCCUACGUGAGAGGAGGAAUUUUCCCAAGAUCCAAAUACAGUUAAUUUAAGGGUGAUCACAACACAAGUUAAAUCUCAAGUUUAAAUCAGUUAUAGAUGAGUUUCUUUUCUUGACCAGCCAACUUUAAUGCCUACUGGAGCAGGUUUGCUUCAAGUGCAGUUUCUUAAAAGAAGCUGCAGUGGUUUUGGUGCAAGGGGGAGGUAGGGGAGCAAUAGAUUGCAAUUGUUAAAACUUGAGGGGGUCUUAUGGACUUGUGUCAGUGUACCACUAUAAUUUUAUCUGAUAUAUCUCUAACCUUUCUUUAAUGAAAUGUGUGUUAUCCCAACUAAUUUAUUUCUCCCAAAUUAUUUUACACUGAACAUUCUGGAUGAAAAGACUAGAUGAAAAUAUCUAAAUUUUAAAUGAUCAGUUGCCUUUUUCAGCUCUCUUUAAUCUCUACAGGUUAAUUUGGGUAUUUUUCUCUUUUUAUACUAAAUAUUUCAAUUUCAAGUUUAUUAUGGCCCUGGCACAAUCGUACACAGAAGACAUUUGCAGGGUUUCCCUUAAUCUGAGGUUAAUCUAUUUUCCCAUUUCAGUGAGAAUAUGACCUACUAGUACAUUUACAAUGACUCUAGCUCAGGUUUUACAUUUCAGGCACUUGCUAGCCAGUAUUUAAGCCUUUUUCUUAAUGUUAAGAUUUUAACUAUAAUAUUUUGUCCUUCAUGUUUCGGUUUAGAAAAAAAUUGUGUAACUUGACACCAACGUAUUUGAGAGCCCCUAUUCUGAUGUUUUUUAAUAAACCACUCUUUCUUUGGUUUUGAAACUCAGUGUUCCUUGGUCUUUUUAAGGUUUCAAAAUAUAUUUAUUCACUGGAUGUUUUGAUCUUGAUAAAAUUAACUUUUUAACUGGUAAACUUCAAGCAGUACUGUAUGCAUCAUCAAAAGGGAAUUUCCUAUUGUUGAAAUAUUUGUUAAAAUGUACAAAAAAAACAAUUUCUGAUGCUUGUAAGUGCUUCUUAAAUCUUAAUAAACAUUUCUUUUAGUAUGA
Pocillopora damicornis (cauliflower coral) is the source of this 3072-nucleotide messenger RNA. RefSeq names its product phosphatidylinositol 5-phosphate 4-kinase type-2 alpha. Lineage: Eukaryota; Metazoa; Cnidaria; Anthozoa; Scleractinia; Pocilloporidae. Gene Ontology annotation, biological process: phosphatidylinositol phosphate biosynthetic process. Gene Ontology annotation, molecular function: 1-phosphatidylinositol-5-phosphate 4-kinase activity; 1-phosphatidylinositol-4-phosphate 5-kinase activity. Gene Ontology annotation, cellular component: plasma membrane. The record is from RefSeq and is a predicted model, not a curated record.